CAACCAAUACACACACCAAUAACCAAUAGUUUCCCCCAACCCAAGCCAUUCCAAAAAAUGGGCACCAUUUGGCCUCGCAACUUGAUCAUGUGCCUUUUGGCUCUACUAGUCGCCAAUGUCGCCGGAGAUGGUCAUCAUCACCUUGAUGGAUACACACCUCCAGCUCCUUAUACACACAAAUCAUGGCCGCCUCCUCCACAUGCUUAUUAUUAUAAGUCUCCCCCGCCGCCAUCGCCACACUGGUCGGUGCCGUCACCACCACCGCAUUCUUCUCACCAUGCCGAUAAGUUUGACUCUCACGACGACACAUACUCGCCUUCUUCUGAUCAUGCAUCUAGCCAGAACCAUGGAAAGCCUUCACCGUCUUCUCGAGCCCACAAGCACCCUCACAAGUCUCCUCCACCGCCGCCUCAUCAUGGCAAGAAGGAUCCUUCUCCGGUCAAAAAACCUCAUCACAAGUCUCCUCCGCCACCGCCUCAUCAUGUCAAGAAGGAUUCUAUGGCGCCGUCGCAUCCUGCCCGCAAAUCUCCUCCACCACCGCAUCAUGGCAAGAAGGAUCCUCCUCGUACCCACAAACCUCAUCGCAAAUCUCCACCGCCACCUCACAAACGCAAAUCACCACCAACGCAUCACUGAAGAAUAUAAUCCACGUCUAUGUCACAGUUUAUGGACUUCUUCAACGGGUUACUCGUCACUGACUAUGGAUGACGAGGAAGAUCCUGAAGAAUAGUAUUUUAGAAUGAAGAAUAAUUAAAUGU
Molecule: messenger RNA, 758 nt
Organism: Linum trigynum
Lineage: Eukaryota; Viridiplantae; Streptophyta; Magnoliopsida; Malpighiales; Linaceae
Source: the annotation of a GenBank genome assembly